Messenger RNA from Angiostrongylus costaricensis, 309 nucleotides. NCBI's taxonomy places the organism in Eukaryota, Metazoa, Nematoda, Chromadorea, Rhabditida, Metastrongylidae. The record is from the annotation of a GenBank genome assembly.
AUGAAUGGCUGGUUUUUCUUUGAGGUGUUCUUCUACGGUCCUGACGGUUAUUUGGGAAAACAUCGUAAGUUGAUGCCGACAGCUUUGGAACGAUGUAUCUGGGGGAACGGUGACGGCUCGACAAUGCCGAACUCUCCAGAAAUUGAAAUCAUGCUCCUUUUAAUAUCGAACUCUGUUGCCAUGGCGGGUGUUCAUUCGUUCCUGAUGCUCAUACUCAGCUACAAAAACGAGUUCAGCACCAUCAUCUGGAUCGAACUCCAAUCGAUGAAUCUUGUCCACAAUGGAAAGCACAUACCGUCAAAGCAAUAA